UCCAGUGGGCCUAGGCCGGAUCUGGCCGCUCAGCCCAGCGUCGUCGCCGUCGCCGCUCGGGCCGCCGCUCCACCCGGCUUUGAGAGGAAGACAAGGUCGCGUGGCUCCGGUCGACGACGACCGUGCCGCCGCUCGUCGUCCGCGAGGAAGACGAGGUCGCGCGGCGACCUCCGCGAGGAAGACCCCACCGAGAGCCCGUUGCUGCGGAGCGGGGUAGGGGGAGGGAGGCGCCGGCGUCUGUGGCCUCCGGCCCCAACGAUGAGAGGCGCCGCCACGCCGGCGUCCAUGCCUUCUUGCCCGCCGUCCUCGCCCCGGGGCUUCCCGUCCGCCGCGUCCCCGGCAUCGUUCGGCGCCACUGCCACCCUCGCCGGCUUCUUCCGCUUCGGGAUUAGGGGAGUCGGCGCCGGCGGAGGGAGGAGGGGACAGCCGGCGCCACUCGGCCCCGAGGACGCCGCCGCCACAGGACCCGCUACCUCGCCAUGCGCGCAGCCGUCCCACCGUCGAGGUCACUGCCGUCCGGCCCGACAAGGAGAGGAGGGGGCGGGCGGUUCGCCGUCGUGCGCCGCCGUGGAGCCGAGUGAGGGAGGGCCUCGUCGUCGUCCACGCUCUCCGCUCCGCGUCGCCGACCUCGGUGUCGCCGGGGAGCUCGUUGCCACGCCGCUUCGGUCCGCGCCGCCGCCACUGUCCUCGUCGGAGAAGCUCACCGGAGGUUGAGGCCGCGUCCGAGCUCGCCGGCGUCUGUGCCUUCUUGCCCGCCGUCCUCGCCCUUGCCGCUUGCCGUCCUGGUCAGUGGCAUGCGAGAAGAAUGGAU
Messenger RNA from Oryza sativa Japonica Group (Japanese rice), 811 nucleotides. The record is from RefSeq and is a predicted model, not a curated record. NCBI's taxonomy places the organism in Eukaryota, Viridiplantae, Streptophyta, Magnoliopsida, Poales, Poaceae.